Molecule: messenger RNA, 426 nt
Organism: Camellia sinensis
Lineage: Eukaryota; Viridiplantae; Streptophyta; Magnoliopsida; Ericales; Theaceae
Source: RefSeq, a predicted model, not a curated record
AUGCCUAGCUCACACAAUGACUUGAAUGUGUGGGACAGAUCGCCUUUGUUUUCUGAUCUUGUUCAAGGACAUAGUUACGAUAUGGGUUAUUACCUUGCUGAUGGUAUAUAUCCUCAAUGGGCAACACUGGUUCAAACAAUUUCUUCUCCCCAAGGAGAAAAGAAACAACAUUUUGCAAUGAUGCAAGAGUCUGCUAGGAAAGAUGUAGAGCGGGCAUUCGGAGUGCUUCAAUCUCGAUUCGCAAUUAUAGGUGGUGCUGUACGUUUUUGGGAUCUGAAAAUGCUUGCCAACAUAAUGAAGAGUUGCAUUAUAUUACAUAAUAUGAUUGUCGAAGAUGAGAGGGAGGAGCACCUUGAUUUUGAUUAUGAAGUUUCAUCAACCAACGCACCAGUGCAACUUUCCUCUACUCCUACGAAUGACUUCUAA